UUAACGAGUAGUUGUGCAGCGUUCGACGGGCCACGCUGGUGUUAAUAUCAUUCAAACCUCCUCAGAAAACCGUGGAUUGUGUGUCAAGUGAUGUGUUUUCUUUUCACAUAUUAGCAACCCUAGAAACAGCACUCAGUUAGCAGGCUUGCAGGAAGGUUUUGCUGUAAUAUUAGUUUAAAUUAACAGCACAUUUUGCAUAUUUUACUCCCUUGGUUCUGCAGAGGCGAGGCAGACUGGACUGGCUGCAUUUCAAUGGAGACGCUGUCAAACACAGCUGAUGCUACGCGGGAGAAGGAGCUCUGUCCGCCAAGAGCAGCCAGUGGAGUCGUGUCUGAAAGCCUGUCAUCUUAUAGAGAGUACCCUGCUCACCGUCCCUUUAUCAACACACUUGUGCAUCACACACCCCAAACACGCAUGCAUCACUCAUGUCGCCCAUCAUCACCCAGCAAGGGAUUCCCAGAGACCAGCAGUACAGAGAUCUUAUCUGCCUUGAGGAACCUCCAGGAGAAGAUCAGGAAGCUGGAGUUGGAGAAAGGCCACGCAGAGCUCAGUUUGCACGCUGUGGGGAAUAAAGAUGCAUCAUAUACUCGUCUUCAGAGUGAUAAAGUCACACAGAGACUCUUAAAGGAUCACACAGACACAGAAAGAGAGAUAAGUGGCCAGCCCAACUGCAAUCAAGUGUUGAUCACUCACCUGGCUGCUGCUGAGUCUCGUUGUGUGAAGCUGGAGCGACAGCUGGAUCACAUGAGGAGGAUGUUGCGCAGCGCCAAGGCAGACAGGACGAGCCUGCUCAAGCAGCAGGUUUCCAUGGAGACAGCCAAGUCAGCUGAUCGACAGUCUGACACAGUGUCUGAGCACGCCCAGUUGGAGAAGCUGGAGCGACUGGAGCAGGAGUAUCUGAGGCUGACACGCACACAAACCAAUGCUGAGAUGAAGAUGCGGGAGCUGGAGAUGAAACUACAGGAGGAGGAGCACCAGAGAAAGCUGGUCCAGGAUAAGGCCAAUCAGCUACAGACCGGUUUAGAGACCAACAGGAUACUGCUGCAGUCGGUGUCACCACGUCUGUCCAGCAGACAGUCCAAAGAAAAGAAGUCUAAUUCAAAGAAAUCUUCACCACAGCAGUCGUCCUACACAGAGCCACACUACAGACUGAGCCUCAGAGAUGUACCUUUUGUUGCUGGAACGUCAGUAGGCUGCAGCCACUCGGUCCGGGCAAACGUCCAGUCAGUGUUGUCCCUCCUGAAGCGACACCAGCCGCACCUCUGCAACAGCCGUGUCCUCUCAGGUAGUCGCAGGAACUCAGACAGCUCCACUUCUUCCUCCUCCGCUAGCGAGGAGGAACUAUCAGAGCUGCUGCAAGCGCUGCAUGAGGAGCUGCGACUCAUGAGCUUGGAGCAGGACGAGCUGACGAGGCAGGUGGAGGCCAGUGUUUCUGACCAGGAAAGAAAAGAGCUUCAGAGGGAGCAGGAGAGGCUGCUGCUGAAAAUGGAGAGGAAAGGAGAGCAGAUCAGUAAGCUCUACAGACACAAAACACAGAUAAAGAAGUUAAGAAAGGAAGCUAUUUGUAGGCGUAACAGUGGAAAUGAGACGAGGGCGACUACCACAGAGUCCACUAGAGGUCGCUAUGCUGCAGCGGUCAAAGUUAAACCAGGAGAGAGGAGUAAGAGGAACCUGAGGCUGCUGAGGGACAUGAGGGCUCUGCAGACCUCAUUACGGACCUGAAACCCAUCAGGACAUGAACACAGCACAUUAGGUUGAUCCUGUCGGUGCUAUCUACCUACCUGCGGCCAUUAUUUCAGAAUCAAAACCGGUACCGUCUGCUCAUGAACGUAUGACCUAUGAUCCCUAUCGGAAAAAAAUAUUUUUUCUACUGUAUUAAGACCAUUUAAGACAUCUAAAAAGACUAUAUGUUUUAAACCAGAUCUAAGUUGUCUCUACCAGUCCACCCAUAGUGUGUUUCAUCAGAACAAGGUCAGUUUGUUGUCUGAUUAGUCAUCUUAGUGUCAAAUGACUGUUCUGAAUAUUUUAAAGAAAGAGAGGGCUCUAAAUGAUUAUUAACUUAUUCUUUAUUAAGGAAAUGCAUAUUUUUGUUCAUGUUGGCUCAAACAUCUGCCUGGACUUUACUUGAUGUUUAAUACCUUUACCAGCAGAGGGCGUGAGAGUUCAGAGUGAUUUUAGUUUUUCAUGUAGUUUUUUGGGCACAGAAACACAUUUUGGACAACCUGGACUUCAAUGAGUCUCAUGAAAUAAAAGAUAAUAUUCUUUUUUUUUUUUAAUAAGGAAGCCAAAAUCUCCUGGUGCUACAACAUUCCUAGGUUGCUUGAUAGUAACCGAUUCUCACAUUUCAUAAAUAUUCAUAAAGUGGAUGCAGCAGCCAUUGUUAGUGCAAAGAAACUACAGUGAUGAAAUAGUUUGAUACAGUUUUCUCCAAUGUGAUUAGCCUAAUGUUGUGCUGAAGGACACACUGUGCUGUAUUUGGUUAAAACGACUGAACCCCCUUGAUGUGUCAUAUUGCAGACCCACAAUAUGUGUGUGUGUAUAUGCAUGUGUGUUAUGAUCAGAAUAUUUGUAAUUAUUUCUACAAAUAUUUAGGAGGAUUGUUAUUUUUUGACAAUCAUGGGUAACCUAUUUUUGAGUGAAGACGUAUUCCUCUAAGAAAUAAAGUAUUUAUGUUUGCAUAUGACUGCA
Molecule: messenger RNA, 2688 nt
Organism: Sebastes umbrosus (honeycomb rockfish)
Lineage: Eukaryota; Metazoa; Chordata; Actinopteri; Perciformes; Sebastidae
Gene: cep57
Product: centrosomal protein 57
Exons: 11
Coding region: 253-1722 (489 amino acids)
Cellular component (GO): centrosome
Molecular function (GO): identical protein binding; gamma-tubulin binding; microtubule binding
Source: RefSeq, a predicted model, not a curated record